CUUGUACAUUUUCUACAACGCUCUCAUGUCAGUACACUUUCUUAAUCUGUCACUUUACUAGGUGGAGUUCCUUUAAUGGACAAGGGGAAAAUUGGACACCGCACCCGUUCAUGUUUGUGAAUUUCUUUUAAACGACUUCUGGUGAUUCCCUAACUUAAAAACACAUUGUUGCAACCCCACCUCCUUUAACGGUUCUACCUGUUUGCCCUUCGUAGUUUCACUUGACAGCGGUGGUGUGGAGCAACACCCAUGCAGCCGUGUCAGAAGUUAGAAAGCUAGCAACUGUUAGCUGCUGCUGCUGCUGCUACCUGACGGAGCUAUGGUCCAUCAUUCUGACCUGAAACCACCGACGAAAACAGCGGCGGUGUGAUUGUAACGGUUUCUGUUUUCACUGCUGCAGAGUUUAAGUAGUUUUUGGCCAGUUUUCCCCUCCCGUGGUUUGGAGACGAAGCUGACAGAGAAAUGGGACUACACCCGCUGGAGUUCAGUGAGUGCUAUCUGGACAGCCCCAGCUUUAGGGAGAAAAUAAAGGCGCAAGAAGCGGAGCUGGACAAAACUAACAGGUUCAUCAAAGAGCUUUACAAAGAUGGAAAGAACCUUAUCAAUGCGACCAAACAGCUUGGGAUGGCUCAGCGAAAGUUUGCCCAGUGCCUUGGAGAGUUUCAGUUUGAGUACAUCGGCGAUGCAAAGACAGAUGAUGAGAGAUGCAUUGAUGAGUCUUUGCAAGAGUUUUCCUCAUUCCUCAAAAACCUAGAAGACCAAAGGGAGCUGAUGAUGAGAAACAUCACAGAGACUUUAAUGAAACCCCUUGAGAGCUUCAGGAAGGAGCAUCUCGGUCAAGUGAGGACGGAAAGAAAAAAAUAUGAAAAAGAAACAGAAAAGUACUACAGCUCUCUGGAGAAGCUUUUAAAUAUGUCAGCAAAGAAGAAGGAGCCACAGCUACAAGAGGCAGACAGCCAGGUGGAAACCAUCAGGCAGCACUUUCAGGAGGAAUCACUUGAAUAUGUGUGCAAACUGCAGGAGAUUCAGGAGAGAAAGAAGUUUGAAUGUGUGGAACCGAUGCUGGCAUUCUUUCAGACCGUAUUCACCUUUUAUCACCAGGGAUAUGAGCUUGCCAAAGAUUUUGACCAUUAUAAAAGAGCGCUGCAGAUCAAUAUUCAGAAUACAAGGAGUCGAUUCGAGGGCGCACGGUCAGAGGUGCACGAGCUGAUGAAGCGGAUCAAGGACACACCUCAAGAAUACAGACAGACCAGCUCUAUCAGUUUUGAAGGUUACCUCUAUGUACAGGAAAAACGUCCACCUCCCUUUGGUUCAAGCUGGGUCAAGCGCUACUGCACUUUUGUCAAAGAGCAGAAGAUCUUGCACAUGGUGACUUUCGACCACAAAUCAGGUGGAAAGAUUGGUGAGAUGGAGUCCGUCACACUGAAAUCCUGUGUCCGCAAAACAACAGACAUGUUGGACAGGAGAUUCUGCCUUGACCUGGAUAUAACAGACAGGCCUGGGACGGUGCUAACUGUGCAGGCCCUGUCAGAGGAUGACCACAAGCUUUGGAUGCGCGCCAUGGGAGGGAAGGAACCUAUGGGUUGUUAUCUUGGAAAGACUCUCUCUCAAGAAAGAGGAAUCGAUGCCCAGUUGGAUGACGUGGGUUUAGGUUUUGUGAAGAAUUCCAUCAUUGCAAUAGAGAGUAGAGGUAUUAAUGACCAAGGUCUAUACAGAGUUGGGGGUGUAAACUCCAAGGUCCAGAAACUUCUCUCAUUAAUGAUUGAUGAGAGGAGUAACGAAGUGGAUCUAUCAGCCAAUGAAGACUGGGAUGUCAAGACAAUAACAAGUGCACUAAAGCUCUAUCUGAGGAGCCUACCUGAGCCGUUGAUGACCUAUGGACUUUACAAGGAGUUCAUCAGCCCGGCAAAGGGCGGCAGUCCCGAGUCCCGCAUCCAAGCCGUCCACUGCUUGGUCCACAAACUACCGGAGAAGAAUCGACAAGUCCUCGGGCUGCUCAUGAAGCAUCUGGCCAAAGUGGCAGCACACAGCAAACAGAAUCUGAUGACCGUCGCCAACCUGGGUGUGGUGUUUGGUCCCACGUUAAUGAGGCCACAGGAGGAGACUGUCGCUGCCAUCAUGGAUCUCAAGUUCCAAAACAUUGUUGUGGAAAUCCUCAUUGAACAUCAUGAAAAGAUCUUUACAGAUUCUCCAGAAUUAAGCCCGAUGUCACCUGCUGGCCUGGUGUUAUCUGCUCCCACAAGGCAGUCCAAGAAAAUGAGUCGACAGAAUCGGCCAUUAGCCGUGUACAAUCCACAAGUCCUUGACGUUCAGAAUGCAGUGGGAGACGAUUCCACUCUGACUGCAGAUGAAACAUUAAUGGGCAGUAAUGAGUCUGUAUCGUCCCAAUCAUCUUCAGCCUCCACCUCAGAGCUGCCUAUAGAGAAGGCAGAUCAUCCAACGCUCACCACCAGCCUCAGCUCAGGCAGCAACUCUAACACUUUAUCUUCUGAUUGUUUUCCUGCAAGAGUUCUCUAAACAUUUUGAAGAGUUGAAGACUGACUGCACACAGUUUCAAUAAGCUCAUGAUUUUCUCAAAACAUUUUUUCUCAAUUUGUGAGCAGCUUGCUGAAGUUCUGGGCUAAUAAUAUCAUGUUUUGAUGUUGCUCAUUAAUAAACAUAUUUUAGUCCAGUUCUAGUCAAUUGUGUGUUGACAAAACUUACAGAAAGUUUGUUGUCCUGCUUCAUAAACGUAGCACUUUGCUUUGAUGGUUUUAAAACCUUAAUGUCUAGUGUGAUAGCUGUGCUUUGUGAAACUAUUUCUUCUACACCGAGAACUAAAGUGGAAGUUCCAGCAGCCAACACAGUCUACUUAUUGCCGUUACAGUUAUUGUGAAUGCACAAAUGUUAAUUAAAGGAAACCCAGAUUCAUUAGAUCAACACAAUAAGGCAAAGACUAUGAUGCAGUUUUGUAUGCUGUGUAAGCUGUGUGUGAUUAAACACCCACAUGGCUUGCCGGGAUGCACCAGAAAAAAAUAAGACAGGAGCACCAACUGGGAUCUACAUUGUUUUUUGUUAAGGAUUUUGAUACAGAUCAGCUAAAAAUGCAGCGAUCAAUACCCUAAUCCAUUAUCUAGGAUAGGGUCAAGGGACCCUAAAGGAAAAUUAUCAUAAUUAUCUGCAAACUCAUGUUGAAUAGUGGUAACCUCUCCUAAUCUGUUGAACUAAAUGAAAAAUAUAGUACUAGUGUCAUGCCUUAGCAAACAUCUCUCUAUCUUUUCCAUUUUGUCCACAGUCCCUCCGAGUCCUUGGUUCUUUUUGUUGUUUCAAGGCCAGAACUUGCCUUGAAUGCUAAUGUGAGAGAUGAAUUAUUGGGUUACGCUGCAGAUGUUAGACUCUCUGCUGUGUCAUGUCUAGAUUCACCUUGAAAUAGACUUUCCCUCAUUCAUAGUCCCUUCCCCCUCUGCUGAACAAAAAAAUGAAAACGAAUCUACUUCCCAACUUGACAGGACAGAGUGAUUCCUUUAUUCUCUGACCUCUGUGUGGAGCAUGUCUUUGGAGUUGCAGGAAUAAACAGACAAGACUAUAUAAGUGUUAUGUAAGCCACUGUUUUUUUUUUUCUGUGGGUGCCUUUUGUGCUUUCUCACAUAUGUGGCAUCAUGUCGGAGGACAGAAGAAACGACCAGGAGGAGCUCGUAAAUCUCGGGCCUUAUUUGUUUGGAAGACAGGUGGCCGUGCGUUGGACGUGUAAAUUGUAUUGACAUUGCAGAGGUAUUCAUCUUGUUUACCCUUAUAGCCGCAGCCCCCGUCCCUUUAUGAAGACUUGCGCCAUAUGUCACAGGGUGUCGCCCUGGCUUUGCUCACUCAUAAAUUUGAGAUGGUGAGACCUGUUGGCACAGCACCUCCCUGGCAUUGGAUCCAGGGAUUCGGCUUCUUUCCUAGCCAAAGGGAGCAGGGAUUGCAGUUGCUAGAUUACUUCCAGGCAGCUUCAGAAAUGUGAUAUCUGUCGUCUGCUUUUCCCAGAGGUGCACCUGGGCAAAGGUUUUUGUUGUUGGUUUUCUGUAAAAUCUGCCUGGUCAUGCACAGAGGCAUCCUGAUUCACAAUAUCUUACAGUUUUUGUUUUUUUGUGCUCUGGCAUCAUUUAUCUUCACUGAAUUUCACCUCAUUUCUCUUCUUCACUUUAAAGUCAGUCACAGCUUUUCCCAGUUUCCCUGCUACCCACAGCCUUCACAAGUUGAAUAUUCUGCCAUUUUUUUCUCAACUUUUUCCUUGUGACUGUCUGUCUUGCCUUUAGCUCUCCAGGCCUUUCAGUGGCCGACAGCUGUGGAUCAUAAGAUUGUGGAUUUGAGCUGAUUUCCUGCCCACCCAAACUGGCAGUAGCCGGGUGAAGAGCACGGCUGUAGUUUUGAUCCUGCUUUCUACCAGAAACGGAUAUGAAUCCUACCAUUGCCCUCCUUCGUUUACUGUGAAGACAGUUCAUGGCCUUGCUCAUCCCCACGUUAGCUCCAUGCCAGGAUCAACAAGGUUCUGACUCGUUACGGUGAAAUUCUUGCAGUAAUGAGAAGCAGAGCUUCGCUUGUCUUGAAUUCCUCCUGUGGUUGGUCUUCUAUGAAUAUGUAAAAUAACCCUGAUUUAUUAUUAAUAAAAUACAAAACCUA
Girardinichthys multiradiatus is the source of this 4638-nucleotide messenger RNA. RefSeq names its product Rho GTPase activating protein 10 (gene arhgap10). Lineage: Eukaryota; Metazoa; Chordata; Actinopteri; Cyprinodontiformes; Goodeidae. Gene Ontology annotation, molecular function: GTPase activator activity; protein binding. The record is from RefSeq and is a predicted model, not a curated record. The coding region runs from base 463 to 2517 and encodes 684 amino acids. The transcript has 21 exons. Gene Ontology annotation, biological process: signal transduction. Gene Ontology annotation, cellular component: cytoplasm.